AGCGAGUGGAGUCCUGUGGCGAAGGUUUACGACCCUCUCAAAGCGGGCAGUAUCGAUGGCACAGAUGAGGAGCCCCACGACAGAGCCGUGUGGAGGGGCAUGCUGGCCCGCUACAAGCCUAACAAGGGCGUGACCGGUGACCCUCACCUGACGCUGUUCGUGGCCCGCCUGAAUCCGCAGACGUCUGAGGACAAGCUCCAGGAAGUCUUCUCCAAAUUUGGAGACAUCCGCAGAGUGCGUCUGGUGCGGGACAUUGUGACGGGUUUCUCCAAGCGCUACGCUUUCAUCGAGUACAAGGAGGAGCGUUCGGUGAAGAGAGCCUGGAGAGACGCCAACAAGCUGGUCGUGGACCAGUACGAGCUCUUUGUGGACUUCGAGCAAGAACGGACACUCCAGGGAUGGAUUCCACGCCGACUCGGAGGAGGCCAAGGCGGCAAGAAGGAAUCCGGUCAGCUGAGGUUUGGAGGCAGGGAUAGACCUUUCCGGAAGCCCAUCAAUCUGACAUCCAUGAUGCCCCAGAACCGAUCAGCAGAUAGAUGGGAUGCGUCGAGCGGGAGGGAGGAAAGGCAAAGAGACCAAGAACAAGAUAGGGAACACGGACGAUGGCGGGAGAGGAAAAACGACUGGGAUAGAGGGAAUGAUCGGAAUGAUAGAGGUUACUACAAAGAGAAAAGGGACUCUAAACACCACCGGGACAGAAGCCGAGAGAAAGACUCCAACAGAAAGGACGACAGACGACACAGAGACUCUUACAGAGACCGAGAAUAAACUUUGCAUACAUUCAAGACUCUUUUCUUUAGUUUGUACUGUUUUUUUUUUCCACCCACUAAUGUGAAUUUAGUUUGAAAUAAAAGUUCAUCUGAACAU
Molecule: messenger RNA, 867 nt
Organism: Megalobrama amblycephala (Wuchang bream)
Lineage: Eukaryota; Metazoa; Chordata; Actinopteri; Cypriniformes; Xenocyprididae
Gene: snrnp35
Product: small nuclear ribonucleoprotein 35 (U11/U12)
Biological process (GO): mRNA splicing, via spliceosome
Cellular component (GO): U12-type spliceosomal complex; precatalytic spliceosome
Molecular function (GO): mRNA binding; snRNA binding
Source: RefSeq, a predicted model, not a curated record